ACCCGAAGCUGGCGGGCAAAGUGAACAUGAGCUCCCCGCCCCAGGCGGCCCCGACGUGGGCCCUGGCCCUGGUGCUGGCCCUGCAGCUGCGCAGCCUGGAGGCCGGGGCCCACAGAGCCACGGACCCUGAGUUUCAGGAGGCCUACUUCGAGCAGCUCCUGGACCAUUUCAACUUCGAGAGGUUUGGGAACAAGACCUUCCGCCAGCGGUUCCUGCUGUCAGAGAAGUUCUGGAAGAGGGGCGAGGGGCCAAUAUUCUUCUACACGGGCAACGAGGGGGACGUGUGGUCCUUCGCCAACAACUCGGGGUUCAUCCUGGAGCUGGCGGCGCAGCAGGGGGCCCUGGUCGUCUUUGCCGAGCACCGGUACUACGGAAAGUCUCUCCCGUUCGGUGAGCGGUCCAGGUGCCGCGGGUACACGGAGCUGCUGACGGUGGAGCAGGCCCUGGCCGACUACGCGGGGCUGCUCCGGGCGCUUCGGCAGGAACUUGGGGCCCAGGACGCCCCCGCCAUCGCCUUUGGCGGGAGCUAUGGGGGGAUGCUCAGCGCCUACAUGAGGAUAAAGUACCCCCACCUCGUGGCGGGGGCGCUGGCAGCCAGCGCACCUGUCGUCUCGGUGGCAGGCCUCGGUGACCCCUACCAGUUCUUUCGGGACGUCUCAGCAGAUUUUGAGGGCCAGAGUCCCAAGUGUGCCCAGGCCGUGCGGGACGCCUUCCGGCAGAUCAAGGACUUGUUCCUACAGGGAGCCUAUGACACGGUCAGCCAGGAGUUCGGCACCUGCUGGCCACUCUCUGGCCCAGGGGACCUGACCCAACUCUUCGGGUUUGCCCGGAAUGCCUUCACCCUGCUGGCCAUGAUGGACUACCCGUACCCUACCGACUUCGUGGGACACCUUCCUGCCAACCCCGUCAAGGUUGGCUGCGACCGGCUGCUGAGUGAGAGCCAGAGGAUCAAGGGGCUCCGAUCAUUGGCCGGCACCCAGCCCCAGUACCCCUCUCCCCCAGGCCUGGUGUACAACUCCUCGGGCACGGAGCCCUGCUAUGACAUCUACCUGCAGUACCAGGUCUGUGCCGACCCCACGGGCUGCGGCUUGGGCCCUGAUGCCAAGGCCUGGGACUACCAGGCCUGCACUGAGAUCAACCUGACGUUUUCCAGCAACAAUGUGUCAGACAUCUUCCCUGACCUGCCCUUCACUGAAGCCCUGCGCCAGCAGUACUGCCUGGACACGUGGGGCGUGUGGCCCCGGCAGGACUGGCUGCAGACCAGCUUUGGGGGAGGCGACCUCACAGCUGCCAGCAACAUCAUCUUCUCCAAUGGUGACCUGGACCCCUGGGCCGGGGGAGGGAUUCAGAGCAACCUGAGCAUGUCAGUCCUCGCCGUCACCAUCCACGGGGGAGCACAUCACCUGGACCUCAGAGCGUCCCACCCAGAAGACCCCGCAUCUGUCGUGGAGGCGCGCAGGCUAGAGGCCACCCUCAUCGGCAAGUGGGUCGAGGCAGCGAGGCAUGAGCAGUGGCUGCGGCUGGCACAGCACAGGGGCUCCGAGGCUGAGGGGUGCUCCCCCAGCAGGACCAGGGAGGACUUGCUGGGAGCCUGAGGCGAGUAAGCGGGGGAGGAGCCCCGGCCCAACCUCCUGAACCUGGAGCUCGGCCAGGGUGGGCAGGGUCUUGCCCGAGGGAGAGGCCGGACAAACACUGGUGGCCUGUCAGGCAUGUCCUGUCCCACGUCCUGUCCUGUCUUGAGGCCCUGGACACAGUGAACACACUUACACCACCUCCUAAACUCCGCUGAUAAAUAAAAGAGUCCUCAGCUCC
Molecule: messenger RNA, 1812 nt
Organism: Delphinapterus leucas (beluga whale)
Lineage: Eukaryota; Metazoa; Chordata; Mammalia; Artiodactyla; Monodontidae
Gene: DPP7
Product: dipeptidyl peptidase 7
Biological process (GO): proteolysis
Cellular component (GO): vesicle
Molecular function (GO): serine-type exopeptidase activity; dipeptidyl-peptidase activity
Source: RefSeq, a predicted model, not a curated record